AUGGACCACAACGAACCCGACGGCUCGACAAUACAGCGUCGAGCCGAUACCGCUGUUGCUGCUGGGCCGACCCUGUCCACCACCUCGAUAGCUCUAUGCGCCGCCGGCGCCGUUUGCCUCCUACUGGCGGUCGGCGCGGCAGGUUACGCCUACCGCAGGUAUCGGCGAUCAAGAGCGUCGUCGAACACCUUCAAGGCCAAGAUCAGCGAGCCCGAGCUCAGGGCUGCUCCAAAGCACGCGCUCGUCGGGCCCUCGAUCCUCAUCAAGUCGCCCACCGACUUUGGACGCGUCUCGUCCUCGAAACCAUCAACGCCCGACUCCGCCAUCGACGCGGCGCUCGGUCUGAACCAGAAGGGCAACAGGUUUACCGCCUCCGACGAUGACUGGCUCGGAACGCGCGGUGGUGCUGCCGCCGUCGCGGCUCAAAAUGCUGCCGUUCCUGGUCCGUCCAGGCCACCACGCGCCAAGGUGGCCCGCACCGCCGGACCGCGAGCACCUUCCUCCUCGCCUCCGGCAACUGGAAGCGGCGCUGCCAAGUCAGGGCGAGGCGCGGUGCCAUCGCUUCUGAUCCGCAGCCUCGGGGAUCUACCACAGACGCAAACAACCCUGCAGGCCGGGCCCACCGUUCCUCUGGACGAAGCGCCAACAGGCUCGGCCAGCCUGAAAGCGCCCGACGCCGGCACCAGCAACGACGAAGACGACGAUGUGUCCCUCACGCCGAUCCUGAACCUCGACUUCACCUUUUCCGAGGAUGGCAAGGGGGACACGUCGGCCGUGGCCCUCGAGGACCAGCUCGACUUUGAGAUCGAACGGACGCGCUGGAUGUCGAGUGCGCUCUCGACUGCGUACGAGGGGCGGAUGUCGAUCAAGUCUUCCUCUCGCGCCCCUUCCCGCACCUCGAUGGCUUCCGCGAGCCCGCCGAAACCGGUGCCGCGGGAGCUGCCGCCUUUGACGCCGACCAGGAGCCGGGCACAGUCGGUGGCGCGUUCCGAUGCCACGGGCGCGGAUAGCAAGCCGGCCAGCAUCUACUACAGCGCUUCCUCUGCGUCGGGCUCGCUCGCGUCUUCGCAGUCGGCCAAGUCGAACAAGGCUUUCACAGCGAUCGCCAUGCCCGACCUGCCCACUCAGCCCCCGAACCAGCCAGCCUUCGGGUCUGGCGCUUCCACCGGCAGCGGGUUUCUGCCUGCCCCCACCUUCCGACCGCUCAGCCUGGGUCUUGCUUUUGGCAAGAGCACGUCUCAGACCUCGCUCGGCUCUGCCGUGUUUGGCAACAUGUCCGGCCUCUGGGCCGAACGGUCGGACGACGCCAACACGAGCGCGAGCGAUCUCGAGUCUGGCCUGUCGGAAUCGCAUGCAAUGAGCCGGGACUGGUCGAGCGGUGGCUUCUCGCACACCUCAUCCAACACCAGCCUCGGGUCCGACGCCCAGAACACGAGCAUCGCCAAGGCCACGGUCGUCCCCGCUGCUUCGCUUCCGCCGCUCCCACCGUUCCCGCGUCAUCUCAAGAAGCCCGUCGAUGUCAAGGCCGUCUCGCCCUCGAACAGCCCGGCGAGCAAGCUGGCAGUUCUCCCGUCUCCCUCGCAGGCACCUGCGCCCGAGAUCCAGCCAACGUCCGCCCCCGCGCCGGCACCUGUUGCCGAGCCGGUGUCUGAGUCGAGCCUCGAGCGAGAGGCCGAGCCUGCCACCGAGCUGACCGCCGAGCCCAUCGCUCCGGCUUUCACCCCGAUGCGAAAGCGCGCCUCGACCUUUGGCUCGUCCGGAGAGCUGUCGGCCAUUCUGCGCAAGGAUCAGCUGGCGACGUCCUCUGUGGCGCCGGCUGUGCCCUCGACCGCGGAGGCCCCAUCGACCGGGUCGUUGCAGAUCAACACUGUCCACGCCAAUGCGAGCGCCAUCUCGCUGCCCAUGGCCCUCUCUGAGGCCAAGCAGGCUCUACUGCGAGCCGGACCGCAGCUGCCCUUCAUGAGCCCCUACCACCAUGCCGUCUUCCCGGACCCGCCCUCGCACACCGGCCGGCGUUCGCUCGACGACCAGGGCCGCAUCCCGCUGCAGGUCCAGCUGGCGGCAAUGGCGAGCCCGGUCCUCGCAGGAUCGCCCAAGCCGAAGUUCAGCGAAAGUCUCAAGGCGCGCCUCAGCCUCAGCCGCAAGUCGCUGUCCGGCUCCCCUAUCCUUGGUGGACCCAAGGAGGGCUCGCCGCGCCUACCUCAGCUCGACCAGUCGCCCAAGCCCUCGAGUGCUGGUGUGCCCUUCCCGUCCUCUCAGGGCAGGGCCGACGUCGCCUCGUCGCCCACCCUCACUGGAUUUUUCCGCCCGCUUCGUUCCCUGUCGCGGCCAUCGACAGCGGAAGAGAAGCAGCGCAUCGCCCGCAGCCCGCUGUCCAGCAGCGACCCUCUUCCGGCCACGUCGGUCGCCCAAGCGGUUGCGAUCGUCGUCGCGGAGGCGGCGAGCAUCAAGUCGCCCGCAUCGGACGGCAAGGGCCCCGUCAGGUCCGAAGCGGGCGACCACGUCUCGCCCAUCAUGCAGCCUGGACGGUGGGCCGAAGGCGUUCCCCAGUCCCUCGCCGACGACAACCUGACGCCGCGCCGUCCGCCUCGGCCAGAGCUGCACCGCAUCGACCUCAGCGCCCUCAAGGGACUUCCGCUUUCGACGUCGACGUCGAGCACGGCCACCACGUCGCCUCUCGACGAGAUCGAGGCGCGCAUCUCGAUGCACAUCGAUGGGCCCGUCAAGACCGACGAGACGGAGGUGCCCACGCGAACCAACUUCGACUGCGAGAACAUCGCCAUGGAGGUCGUCGACGAGGAGCGCAACGCUGUGCACUCGCGCAGCGCCUCUGAGGUCUCGCUGGGCACCGCGCCCAGCUCGGUGCGCAUGAGCGUCGCCAGCUCGGUCGCCGCCAGUGCGGCCGAGACAAUGAGCAUCGUCAGCAGCUGUGCCACCGACUCGGUCAGCGGCGAGUUUGACGAGUCAGCGGCUGCCUCGCGCCGCGCCAAGCUCCUGGCGAGCGUCAAGCAGAACCUGGCAAAGGACCUGGCAAAGGACCGCGAGGCCACCCAAACGGCGCUCUCCAGCAACGCCCUGCACGACAUGUCGGCCAGCCUGUCGGACGAACCCAACAACUUCGGCCUUGGCCUUUACAGCGCUGAGCCCGAGGAGGAGGAGGGGGCGGCCGAGGUCGAGGUCGAGGAGGACGGAGACGUCUCAGCCUCGGCGACGGCGCUUGGCGGCCAGCCGCACCGAGGCCCGCGCUCCCUGCUCCUGUCCCGAGGCAGCCAGCACAAGCCGCUGGCGCUCAACCUCGUCGAUAGGCACGCCAAGCUCGAACACGACGCCAUGGCACCGCUGACGCCGCCCUACACGCCAAUCCACAGCCACAUGCUGCCGGCGGGCGGCGCUGUCCAGAGGCACUUCGAGUCGACCGCGACUGCGGCUGCGGCUGCGGCUGCAGCUCAGCAGACCGGUCGCCGCAAGCUCGAGCUCGUCUCUUCGAUCGGCGCAGGUGCCCGGCCCGGCGUGGUGCCCACCGGACGAUCGCGCUCCCACGCCGACAUCGCCGCCGCCAAGGACGCCUUCGCUGGGCCCAGGACGACGGGCACGCGGCUGAGUCCUCUGACGGGCAGCCCCUCGACGCCGUCGCUGCCGACGUUUGCGAGCGGCACCGACACCCCUUUGCUGCACGCCGGCUACGGCACGGGCAGUGCCAAGCUGAGGCCGCUCAGUCUUGCGUCGUCGUCGACGGUGGUGGGCGGCGGCGCGGCCAACAGCUCCGAGGCCGGGACUCCCAUCCUUCGCAAGCUGGCCGAACGGGCCGCCUUUUCGCCCGCGCUCAACACCGCCUCGGCGCUCUCGUCGCCCAACCCGAGCUACGUGGGCCGACCGAGCCUCGACCGCGCCAGCCGCCGCUUCUCGAGGUGCGGUCCGCCUGCCAAAGGUGGGGUUCUGCCCACAGUCAACUCCUCCGGCGCUCUGCAGACGGGUCGCGCCUACCAUGCCGAGAUUGCCUCGUCGACCAGCAAGGACUCGAUGCUGAUGUCGUCGUCCAACAACUCGUUUGCCUCGCUGUCCAACGGGACCUGCACCUCGAGCCCGGCGCGGCCGUCGUUCAAGAGCCUGUACGGCGGCGUCGGUGCGGCCGAGGCCAUCCGCCCGCCUUCGCUGGUGGCGACGCGCCGUGCUCCCCAGCCGCCGAUGGGCGAUGCCAUCGCCGAGGUGCGCACGUCGAGCGACGAGGUCCUCGCCGACGUCCUCAACCACGUCGACCUCGCCAGCGCCAUCGGCAUCUGA
Messenger RNA from Pseudozyma flocculosa PF-1, 4281 nucleotides. RefSeq lists its product as uncharacterized. The coding region runs from base 1 to 4281 and encodes 1426 amino acids. The record is from RefSeq and is a predicted model, not a curated record. Lineage: Eukaryota; Fungi; Basidiomycota; Ustilaginomycetes; Ustilaginales; Ustilaginaceae. The transcript has a single exon.